AUGAACCGUGAUCCUGCUUCCCUCUGGAAGCCCACUCCGAACUUCUACCGCAGCCACGUUGUCCUGUGCAUCGGUAAAAGAUACGACGAGGGAGUUGAUGUUCUUGGCUGCACUGUUGAUAUCGGUCCAAUCGUAAUUCGCUGCGUCUUGGAUAUUUUGGACACCAUCGACGUAUUUCCCAAGGGUAUCACAGAAAUCGUCGACGUUCGUGAUGUAGUCAUCGGCCAUAUCCGUUAA
Penicillium riverlandense is the source of this 237-nucleotide messenger RNA. RefSeq lists its product as uncharacterized. The transcript has a single exon. Lineage: Eukaryota; Fungi; Ascomycota; Eurotiomycetes; Eurotiales; Aspergillaceae. The record is from RefSeq and is a predicted model, not a curated record. Bases 1 to 237 code for a protein of 78 amino acids.